AUGGGGAGGAGUGUGGUCGUCUGUGGAUUCCCUCGAGACGUGAAGCAGGCGCAGAGCUACGAGGACAAGAUGGGAGACCCGAGCCUGGUGCUGCUGCUCAGCUGCUCCCCUGAGACCAUGACCCAGAGAGGGCUGCGCUGUGGGACCCGGCCCGGGACAGACCGGCCCGGGACAGACCGGCCCGGGACAGACCGGCCCGGGACAGACCGGCCCGGGACAGACCGGCCCGGGACAGACCCGGAGGCAGAGAAGGAGGAGAGCAGCGAGCAGUUCAUCCAGGAGAGCAGAGCUGUCACACAGUACUACGAGGACAAGCACCUGCUCACCACGAUCGAUGCAGAGCGUUCAGCAGAUGAGGUGUUCUCUCACAUUUCUCGAGCUCUGGAGAGUUUCUUCUGA
This is a messenger RNA of Knipowitschia caucasica, 399 nucleotides long. Lineage: Eukaryota; Metazoa; Chordata; Actinopteri; Gobiiformes; Gobiidae. The record is from the annotation of a GenBank genome assembly.